Messenger RNA from Carassius auratus (goldfish), 3018 nucleotides. It is a transcript of the gene mettl25b, whose product is annotated as methyltransferase like 25B. Gene Ontology annotation, biological process: rRNA modification. The record is from RefSeq and is a predicted model, not a curated record. The coding region runs from base 151 to 2034 and encodes 627 amino acids. Gene Ontology annotation, molecular function: rRNA (adenine-N6,N6-)-dimethyltransferase activity. NCBI's taxonomy places the organism in Eukaryota, Metazoa, Chordata, Actinopteri, Cypriniformes, Cyprinidae. The transcript has 8 exons.
AAAAUAAAAAACAUACACAUAACUGCAUUGUUCGUAAUCAAGUUGGAGUCAACUCCCAAUCGUGAAUGAAUAAUUUAGAUCAGUUUGUGAAUCAAUUCAACCGAAUCAUUGAUUCAUUCACGAAUAGGAAAUCGCUAGUAGGCGGCGCACAUGCAAACACGUGUGGUCGGAUUGCUACAUGUAAACACCAAAGUCUUAAUACGUUCCCAAAGAGUUUUUUAUAUUAAACGACUACUCGUAAUAUUGACGGGCACCCAGUUUAACCCGCAUGGUGUUUGCUGUGCUGAAGAAAUGUUUGUGGCGGCUUUUUCGGAGCAGGAGCAGAGAGAACUAGCUGAGAAGCUGACUUCGCUCUUGUCAACCUACAGACACAUAUCAGACUCCUACAUAAUAGAGUUCUUCAGUGAGAGUUUGUGGGACACUUUGCCUGUGAGCUGGCAGGACGCCCUCGGUGAUCUUACACCCCCACAGAUCGCUGAUCUGCUGCUGGAUAAAGAGAUUAAGGACAGGCGGUACCCAUCUGUGUGGCCUCUGUCCUUACUGGCACUGCGGACAGCAGCACAUGUGCUGUCGUUUCCACGUAAAGCACCAGAUGGGCACGGUCAGGACAUAGGUGCAGCAGUGCCUGAGGAGUUUCAGUCGAACCAGAGUCAGAGUUCUUUGUUAGGACACAUUUUUCGUAAACACGUCAAGCCCAAGAAGCAGCACGAAAUCAGAAGACUAGGCACGCUGGUCAAGAAGCUGUGUGAUCAGGUUAACUGUAGCUGUGUGGUUGAUGUUGGGUCUGGACAGGGCCAUUUGACACGGUUUCUGUCUUUUGGACUUGGCCUGGAUGUCACUGGAAUUGAGGCUGACCCUAACCUUGUUUUUAUGGCAACCAAAUUUGAUAGACAGCUUCUAUUGACACUCACCAAAGAGAAUCAAAAGUCAGGAAACACUCAAAGUCUUCAUUCUGCACCUGGUCCUUCUCCUCGUCAUGUGGUGGGCUGGGUCAACCCGAAGGCUUCAUGGGAUGUCUUCAUUCAGCAGCUUGGUGUGACAGCAACUGAAAGUGACAGUAUUGGAGCAACCUCUGGGCCAUAUGAAAAGAAACAACGGGUGGAGGAAAUUAAUCUAGAGCCGCAUUCAUGCCAAAUCAGAGUGGGAGAGUUACAAAAUACAUCACAUACUAAUAAAACUGACAUCAAUAGUUCAGACUCCGUAACCCAAAUAAACACUGGGGUUACUCCAUCAGGGAUGGCAACUGAAAUGCUUACUUGUAAACCCAUACCAGUUACUGAUUGUGAUGCCAAAAAACCUGCUCGUUUUGUACUCACCGGUCUUCAUGCAUGUGGAGACCUUAGCUCUACACUUCUUCGUCAUUUUGCCAACUGCCCGUACGUUCAGGUCAUCACAUCUGUCGCUUGCUGCUACAUGAAAAUCUCAACCCAGGAGAACCCAAACCCUCCUGGCAUUUUCCAUCCCCCAUGUUCUGCAGACACUGCGGAGGAUUCUUGUUUAGAAUUUGGUUAUCCAAUGAGUGACUGGGUACAUGGAUUACCAGGGCACCAGUUGUCUUAUAAGGCACGAGAGGGAGCGUGUCAUGCAAUAGAGGACUAUCUCCACCGACUGAGAGAGGACAGCGGCUUACUGAGGACACACUGCUACAGAGCCAUCUUAGAAAGCAUCAUCAGAGCGGAGAGGCCUGAUAUGCGCAGACCAGGAGUUCAGACUGUUCGGAAAGCCCACAACCUGUCAUUUUCAGAGUAUGCUCGUUUGGCAUUGCCAAGGGUGGGCCUACCUGCUGAUCUCCCAUUUGACUCUGACGCUGUGGAUGCAAUGCUAGCGCAGCAGGGUAGAGUGGUGGCGUACUUCAGCCUGGUUCUUCUCCUCGCACCUGUGGUGGAAACCCUAGUGUUACUGGACCGAAUGAUUUUUCUGCAGGAGAGAGGUUUCCAGAGUGAACUCAUCCCACUCUUUGAUGCUGCUUUUUCCCCACGAAACCUGGUACUGGUUGCCGUCAAGCCCAAAGAAGCACAGAGCGGAAUGAAAUAACAUACACUGAGAUAUUUGAAUCCAAGUUCUGACUCACAACCACAUAAUUAGAUUAACAGUUACAUUUUAUGAGUAAAAUGCCCUUAAAUGAACCGUCUGACAUUAGAAAACUGAAAUUAGAGGUCUGAUUUUCCAUUUUCCAGAGUGACCCAUUAAUGGCUCAUUGUCAUUUUUUUCCCGUCAUACUUUCCUUCACUUAGAAGCAAAAACUGUCCCACAUUUUAAAUCAGAUUUUGUCUGAAUAGGAGAGAGGGAAAUUCUUCUUUUAAAUUAGAAAUUUUAAUAUAUGAUUUUCAUAUUUUUAACUCUAUUAAAAAGACAUAAGACACUCAAACUGUUUUGUGUUUUUUCAAAGCUGUCAGACUGGAUUUAUUGGAUAAAAUAUUCUCUUUUUUUUUUUUUUUAAGGCACAGGAUUUUUUAUUACACUGGGCAAAGUUGCUAUCAUCUAUGGUUCAUCUCUAUUACAAAAGAGACAAAUUCAGACCAAGAAUCUCAUAUAUGACUGCAGGUGUAUGAAUGUUCUAUUUUGUAAAUAAAUAAAAAAAAAAAUUUAAUAAAAAGGUUGACAUGUCUGAUUUUAACCUAUAGAUGGCACUCUUAAUAUAAAAUCAGGUCAAACCUUCAAAGACAGUAAGCACCCAUGAUAUUUCUAGUAUGUAAAGUAUGCUGCAGUCACAGAGACUCAUUUCUUUGCUCAUUUCAACUAUAAGCACUGAUGUAUUAGAAUUGUUCAAUAAAAUAAUUUAACAAUUUAAUUCCAUAAAAGAGGUACAUCUAAAAAAUAGAAUAUCAUGGAAGAGGUCUUAAUGUUUUGUAAUUUAAUAAAAAAAAAAGCAAAUAGGUCAGGUGAGUUGGCUGGCCAAUCAAGCACAGUAAUAUCAUGGUCAUCAAACCACUUGGUAGUGGAUUUGGCACUGUGGACAGGUGCUAAAGUCCUGCUGCAAAAUGAAAUCAGCAUCUCCAUAAAGCUUGUCAGCAGAUG